This is a messenger RNA of Cynara cardunculus var. scolymus (artichoke), 642 nucleotides long. RefSeq lists its product as uncharacterized. The record is from RefSeq and is a predicted model, not a curated record. The transcript is spliced from 2 exons. NCBI's taxonomy places the organism in Eukaryota, Viridiplantae, Streptophyta, Magnoliopsida, Asterales, Asteraceae. The coding region runs from base 15 to 404 and encodes 129 amino acids.
UAGAAACAGCUGAAAUGGCGACCACAUUCGAAACAAAUCAAAGGAAUAUCUUCACAACCGAUCAGUCAUCGGAAAGAUCGAUCGAUGCCGUAAGCGACUUCCUCACGGAAGCCGUCAACAGCUUCUUCCCGUAUAUUAUCGGGGUCUUCAACCAUUGGCUCGACGUCGCCAUGCCCUAUCUCAUAGGUGUUGCCGUUUUGUACGUAUGUAUAUGUUGCUUGUCCUUUUUGUUCAGUGUCGUUCGCUUCUUCUUUACGUUUAUUGGUAGGUGUUUACGCUUUGGAAGAAGAGAUAUGAGGGCACCUGGUAGGCCUUCGAAGAUGAUAUCAAGAGAUGCAUUUCGAAAGAACCCUAGUGGGUAUUUUCGUGACCUUCGUGGCAAGCCUAAUGACUUUGUUUACUAGUUAACGUUAUAAAGCAUUUUUCAUAAAAAACGAUUGUUUUACUCUUUUGAGUAGAUGUCAGGUCGAAUUGAUAUAUAUCCCGUCACAUCUUUCUAAUGAGAUUUAUGGGGUUAGUAUGGUUUGUUUUGAUUAUUUAGUUAAAAGUUGUUGUAAUUUACACGCUAGAGCGUGACUGAUGAAUUCUAAUCCACCAGGUUGUAUUUGUCGGUUUGAAUAUGAUGCUUAUUGUUUUUCAUGA